UUGAGGUUGAGGCACCUCUUCAUCUCUUUCAUCUCUCUCUCUCUCUUAAAUUUUAGCAAACACACAUUUUCUCUCUCCUCUCUCUCUCCUCGGUUUAGGAAAGACAAACAAAACCAUCCAAUUCUUUCCCAAUUAGUUUGCUCUAUCUCAAACCCAUCCCUAUAUAUAUACACUCUUGAUCUCAAAUCUCAUCUCCCAAUCUCAAACCAAGGCCUGAAAAUGGAGGUGUCUGCGAGGAAAUCUCCAUACAGUCUUAUCUUCCUCAUUACUACUCUUGUAAUCCAGUGUUUUGCCGCCGUCCACUCCAUCGGCGUCAACUAUGGCACCCUCGCCGACAACCUCCCACCGCCGGCCCAGGUGGCUCAAUUCAUCAAGGACAAGACCAACAUAGACGCCGUCAAGCUCUUCGACGCCAACCCCGACAUUAUCAGGGCAUUCGCCAACUCCGGCAUCUCCGUCUCCAUCACCGUCCCCAACGGCGACAUCCCCGGGCUCACCAACAUCGCCGGAGCUCGCCAGUGGAUCGACACCAAGGUUAAACCAUUCUAUCCGGCGACCAAAAUCAACUACAUCUUGGUUGGCAGUGAAGUCCUCCACUGGGGCGACGCUAACAUGAAAAACAGCCUCGUUCCCGCCAUGCAAACCCUGAGCCAAGCUCUCCUGCAAGCCGGAAUGAAGGAUGUUAAGAUCUCAACCCCUCAUUCUCUUGGCAUGCUCGUUCCCACCCCGAUCCCCAGCGCUUCCCGCUUCCUUCCCGACGUCGAGAAAUCCAUUAUGGCACCCAUGCUUGAGUUUUUGCGUAAAACCAAGUCAGGGUUUAUGAUUAAUCCCUACCCGUAUUUCGGUUACAGCCCGGAGAAGGCCAACUACGUCCUCUUCAAGCAAAACUCCGGCGUUCGUGACCCCGGCACGGGGCUAACCUACACCAACAUGUAUGAUCAGUUGUUGGAUUCAGUUCACUCGGCCAUGAAGAGCAUUGGAUAUGGAGAUGUGGAGAUUGUGGUGGGAGAGACCGGGUGGCCGUCGGCGGGUGAGCCCUGGUUGACCCAAAACACCCCUGAGAAUGCCAGGCAGCACAAUCUGAAUAUUUUGCAGAAGGCUAGCUCCGGUCAAGGGACGCCGUUGAUGCCCAAACGGAAUUUUGAGACUUACCUUUUCGCUUUGUUCAACGAGAACCAGAAACCAGGCUCUAUUUCCGAGAGGAAUUUCGGGUUGUUCCGGCCAGAUUUCAGCUCGGUAUACGACAUUGGAGUUAUGGGUACGCGAAAGGCUGCACCGGUUAAUCCAGCACCGGAAACAAAACCACCAGCUGGUAGGACUCCAAGAAACCCUAGGAACCCGAGAAAACCGAGGAACCCGGGGAACCAGAGCCCGAGGAACCCAAGGAACCGUAAACAAGCACCUGGAGCAGCUGGAAAGACAUGGUGUGUGCCGAAACCGGGAACAGAUGCUCAGAGGUUGCAGUGGAACAUAGACUAUGCCUGCGGCAAGGUAGACUGCAAGCCCAUUCAAGCCGGCGGACCAUGCUUCGACCCUGCUAAUGCCUUCUCUCACGCAUCAUAUGCAAUGAACGCACUCUAUCAAUCAACUGGUCAAAAAGAUUGUGGGUUCUCUGGCAGUGGUAUUGUCAUCAACGUUGACCCAAGCAAAGGUGCAUGCAAGUACGUGUAGGAACUGAAAAAGGGCACGAAAUGGCUUCUGGGAAAUGUGAUUGUGAUUAAUUAUGUAUUUACUCCGUAUCAUUCUUUUGUUUGCUGAAUGUCUUCAAUGUAACUUUGAAGGUUUAGUGACUUUUUAACUUGUUUUAUAGAUGAAAUGUUCACUGAAA
This is a messenger RNA of Cornus florida, 1828 nucleotides long. RefSeq names its product glucan endo-1,3-beta-glucosidase-like. Bases 220 to 1671 code for a protein of 483 amino acids. The transcript is spliced from 3 exons. Lineage: Eukaryota; Viridiplantae; Streptophyta; Magnoliopsida; Cornales; Cornaceae. Gene Ontology annotation, cellular component: plasma membrane. Gene Ontology annotation, biological process: carbohydrate metabolic process. The record is from RefSeq and is a predicted model, not a curated record. Gene Ontology annotation, molecular function: hydrolase activity, hydrolyzing O-glycosyl compounds.